GACAGAGAGAAGCAGACACUCGCUGCAGAGACACCACCAGCGUGUCUAUGAUCCACAUGGUGUUAGGAACGACCCGCAGAGACCUGACGGUUUAAGGUCCGAGAGCUGGACGGACGGAGCAGCCCAUCAUCUCCAUCUCUUCCUGCGCGCUUUGACCAAGAUUGUGUGACCGGUCCGAUAUUCCACGGCGGUUUUGGCUUUUGGGACUUGAGCUGCUGGAAGUAGCGCCAUACACCAAGUCGGACUCUGCAGCGUCUGGGCAGCCGACAAACACGCGGGUCCUCGCGGGGACGCGGCGCGCGGUGGAAGGUUCUGGGAAUUAUAAAACCCUCGCACAUCAACAUACCGCAUGGUUGGAAUUUCUGACUCCCUUCAGUAUCGCACUGGGAAGCGCUCCACCAUGCCCGAUUCACCUGCGGACGUCAAGACACAGUCCAGGUUGACCCCUCCUACCAUGCCACCGCCACCCACCACACAAGGAGCUCCUCGCAACAGCUCCUACACUCCAACAACAUUAACCAACGGCAGCACCCACUCCCCCACGGCACUCAACGGUGCUCCAUCGCCCCCAAAUGGCUACAGCAACGGCCCGAGCUCCUCUUCCUCGUCCUCGCUGGCUAACCAGCAGCUCCCCCCGGCGUGUGGCGCCCGGCAGCUCAGCAAACUGAAGCGUUUCCUCACAACCCUGCAACAGUUUGGCAACGACAUCUCACCGGAAAUCGGUGAGCGAGUGCGCACGCUAGUGCUGGGACUGGUGAAUUCCACACUCACCAUCGAGGAAUUUCACUCCAAGCUACAAGAAGCUACCAACUUCCCUCUGCGGCCUUUUGUCAUUCCUUUCCUAAAGGCAAACCUGCCACUACUUCAGCGAGAACUCCUUCACUGUGCCCGGUUAGCCAAGCAGAACCCGGCUCAGUACCUGGCCCAGCAUGAGCAGCUGCUGCUGGACACCAGCACCACCUCUCCAGUGGACUCUUCUGAACUAAUGCUCGAUGUCAACGAGAACGGCAAGAGGCGGACACCGGACAGAACCAAAGAGAAUGGCUUUGAGCGAGACGGCCCUCUGCACACAGACGUCCACCCCAGCAAGCGGCCCUGCACCAUGAGCCCCGCCACACGGUUCAGUCCGUCAAAUGGCAUCUCUUACCAACCCAACGGCAUCCCACAUCCGGGUCCCAUCCCCCCUCAGCACUACAGGUUGGAUGACAUGGCCAUUGCACACCACUACCGGGACACCUACAGACACCCAGCAUCCAACCACCGAGAGAUCCGCGAGAGAACCAGACCGAUCGGUUUGCAUCCAACAAACAGGCAGGAGGAAGUAAUUGACCACCGGCUGACGGACAGAGAGUGGGCUGAGGAAUGGAAGCACCUUGACCAUGUAAGAAAACUGCUGAACUGCAUCAUGGACAUGGUAGAGAAGACGAGGCGCUCGCUGACUGUGCUGCGACGGUGCCAGGAAGCCGAUCGGGAGGAACUCAACUACUGGAUUCGACGCUAUAGUGACGCAGAAGAGCUGAAAAAAGGAGCAACUAGUGGGCAGCCCAGGCAGCAGAGCCCCGCGGCACAAGAGAACGCUACCCCAGAAAUCCACAGGGAACUUCUGCAGCGACCGGUGUCCGGCUACGUCCCUGAGGAAAUCUGGAAGAAAGCUGGUUCGGGAGGGUUGACUUCCUCUGUGUCCACACUCUUUCCAGAAGAGGCCGUGAAUGAGGUGAAGCGCCAGGCCAUGUCCGAGCUGCAGAAGGCCGUGUCUGAGGCGGAGCGCAAGGCUCACGAGAUGAUCAGCAGUGAGCGAGCAAAAAUGGAGCGCACUGUGGCUGAGGCCAAGCGGCAGGCGGCCGAGGACGCCCUUUCCAUUAUCAACCAGCAGGAGGACUCCAGUGAGAGUUGCUGGAACUGUGGUCGUAAGGCAAGCGAGACCUGCAGCGGCUGCAACACCGCUCGCUACUGCGGCUCCUUCUGCCAGCACAAGGACUGGGAGAAGCACCACCACGUCUGCGGUCAGACCCUGCAGGCCCAGCAGCAGCAGCAGCAGCAGGUCAGCCAGCAACAGGGUGGCGUCCCGGGGUCAGAGACUCCUGCCCCAGUCAGCUCCUCCGCCUGCACCCCGAGCAGCACGGGGAGUCCUGCUGCCACCCCGCCUGCUGCUACCACCCGCUCGUCCACACCCAGCACCCCGUCCUCUUCUGCCAUGGAUGCUACACCGCGCUGAGAGAGGCAGUGUGUAACAGCUGACUCUUAACCCCACAAACAGCAUGACUGUCUUCAUUGCCUUGUAAACUAAGCUAACACGGCCGACGGUGGAUUAGACAACGUCGCUCGUGUCUGUCUCACAGCUUGGUCAUAGAAGGAAGUCCGUAACCAGGUCAUAUUGACUAACCGUGACUUCAGAGGGACACAAAGAUAUUCUUUGCUUUGAAUGAAUGAAUUUAAAUAAUGAUAUCAUUUCAUUGUUGUUCAAUUGUCUGUUGGCUGUCGUCGUAUGUUGUUAAUGUUGUUGUCAUUGUCUGAUAUUUUUUUCCUGUUAAUAUAAAGAGACUGGGCAAAGAAAGACAUACAUUUAAUACAACAAUAUCUCACUCCCUUUCUUUUCCAAAUAAUCCAAUAAUCCAGAGGAGGCAGCAUCCACACUCCUAGAGAUUACAGCGACCACAUGACUGGACUGGACGUAGCUCCCCAAUUUCAAUGGUGUUAGUGUUUUUACAUUGGACAAAAAUGGUGCUUAUUUGGUAACACAAAUAGUGCGUUCACUUUAUGAUAAUUUCCCUUAUGUUUUGGGGUCUAAAAGAGCCGGUUAUGGUUGAUGGUCGGCAGAAUACUCGUGCAUAUGGGAGGAUAGAAAUCAUGAGAUUUGGAUGUUUGGAAGAAAUAUCUAUUUUACACUAAAACACUGGAGUGUGGACGCAGCCCAAUUUCGAUUACAAUCGUAAGAGAGUGUUCACUUGAUUUGGCAUAACAAAAAUGCUCUUGAAAUCGGAAAGUGAGAAUGGAGGGACUGAUUCUAUGACCAACACCAUGAGAUGGGCAGAUGUUGGGCAGAUUGUGAGCAGAGCCAGCUGUUCAGUGUUAUUUCCUCCUCACUUGUAAUAUCCAGGUCAGUGGGCCGGGAAAUACUCCACCAACUCCCUUUGGGACAAAAGCUGAAGAACCCUUGAAGAUGAUAUAACUUUCCCCACUUGAGGAGUACAAUUUGCUUCAACGCCGUCACGGAAAUAAAACUACCAUCAUCAUGGAAGGUUGUCCAAUCACCAGAACAGCAGACACUCGCACGGAUUGUGCCACUUCUUUCUUUAUGCCCUUUUUAUUUAUGUGUAAAGACUGAACUCACUUGGUGUCCCCAACUAUUAUUUAUUAUACUUCAAUGGACAAUGGGGAAACCUUGAGAAGCUGUCACGUCAUCUCUGUCCACAACUACAAAAAAAAAGAUUUUUUUUCUCUCUCUCUCUGAGCUGCUUUUCUAUACCCUGUCAUGAUCAUCGCUACUUCUACAAGUUCUUGUCCCCAGAAAAAGACGGACCCGGGAGCCACCACAGGGACUGAUUCCAGAGACAGCAUGUCGUGCUAAAUGAUCAUUCAGAGGGGACACCCAUCAAUGUAUUUGCACUGUCACCGAUGUUGUUUUGGCAUGCCUUUUUUUCAGCAUUGUGUUGUUGCUAUAGAGCCAUAAUGCAACACUUUUGUAUGUAGCAAUAGCCUGUUACUAUUUAUUUCAUGGUGAACUUACCAGUCCCUCCUCAUUUCCUCUCAUUCCUUACAUGACAGUGACGGUGUAUUUUCUUCCUCGAUAGUUACAGACAGUGCAUGCACAUGAAACAUUUGUUCAGUAUUUUUUAGAAAACAGAAAAAAACGGUUGAAAAAAAAAAAACGUCUAACAACAAACUUUCCAAAUGCAGAGGUGUAAACUCCAAUUUGACAGCUUUAACAACACAACACACCAGGUAACAAAGAGUGUUAACACAAGAGACGAACUCAAAACAGCCAAAGACUGACACCAAGGACCAAAUCUUGAUUUUAAACAACUCACGAAAGAGGUUUGUUUUAAACAAGUGAUCUUUUUUUUUUCUUUUCUUUAUCUGUCUAUAACAGUUCAUGGUAACUGCUCUACGAUCUGCAAGUCAGUGGCAAUUAUCUUGUUUUAUGAAGUGAAAACAUCCAAUUAAUGAAAAAAAAAUUGCAAUAAUACACAAGGUUACAGAAGCUACCACAUUUUUCAAUCUCAAGCUACAAUUUUGUAAUUAUUUAAAGCUCACAAAACCGAAUUAAUUUGGUUUAUAAGGGGUUAACGGGGAUAUAAACAGUAACUGUGUCAUGAAGGUCAGAGCGAAGGUCAUAAAUAUACAAAACUCUUGCCAACAACAUGAACUUUUUUACCGUACGCAUCGUCAAGAGUUUUGUAUAUUUACAGAAUGUCAUUUGUGAAUGAGUAAGAUCAAGUCGCCCUGCCUGUUAUUUUAGCUGCCAUUCCCAAAUUGCUUGUCAUUUUUGACAAGCAUCACGCCGAACCGUUCCCUUAGUCUUAACUCAUCCAUAUUUACUCUCCACCAUUGAUCUGCCUCCAGGCUGCUACACAAAUGAACCUGACAAGACAUUGAUGAGAUUUGGUGACACUGCUGGUUAAAAAACAAGAGCAAUUCACAAGAGCCGGUCAGAACUUUAGAACCCACAAAAAAGAGGGGCGAGGUUGGAACAAAGGCUUCUUGCAUUUGUCACCUGAAUGAGAACCUGCACAGACAAAUGUUUUAUGUUAUUCUUCUGAGUCAUUCUUAAGAGUCAUGUGAAUGUCUGUAUGGUAUCUUGAGGAAGCACCCCACACAAAUGUCAAACAAAAUUUCCUAAAUCUUUGUUGGCUUUCGUCAAUCUUGUCACAGUAAAGCAAGAGUAUACAGUAAAAGCUAGUCACCCUAAAUACUCUGGUGCUAUGGAGAUGCUAGUCUCUAGUUGUUUUUGGCAGUUUGCUCCCGCCGUUCUCUUCACAUGAUCAUUCAUUUGACCUCCAGAUGCACCCACACGACUGCGUCCUCAGAUCAGAUCGGAGAAUGUAACACUUCCAUCAUCAACCCUCUGUCAUGUGACAAGAACUGACACUAAUUUUAGAUGACACAUUUUUCUCGAGCAGAAAGUCACAUGCACAGUGUUUGUUAACAGGACAUUCACCCCAGUAGUGUGGCCGCAGCGCAAGAGGUCAAAGUUCAAAAAGCCUGUUGCAACAGGUUUUAACUAAGUCUACCAGACCCCGAACACCAGUUACUGUUUAUAAAAACUAAAUUGUAUCCAGAUGAAUAUUUUUGUUUUCCUCCCACCUCAGUGUGUGUUUUGCUACAAAGUCCUCAGUAGCAAGCCAGUCUCACUCUACCUCUUACAGCACGAUAAGAGCAUCAGUCCCAGCGCUGAUACUGGUCUAGUCGAAACCAAAUGGGCACAAGUGAACAGGAAAAAAAAAAAGUAAAAACCCAAAGUCAAAGCUAAUAUAGCUGCGAAACCAUAUCACUACUUGGUAACAAUGCAGACCUCAUGAAUAAAUACAACAUAAAUGAAUAGAAAUGAGAAAAAAACAGAAUGUUUCGUUCAUUUACGCUUGUUUUUUUUUAACAAUUUUUUUAAGACCAGAUUUUAAAAAUGUGCUAAUUUGGGCUGCGAUCCGUUACUUGAUGCUUAAUUUUCUCGGUUUUUGCUUCAAGUAUUUCCUCUAUUGACCCUUUUCUAGGUUUCUCUGUCCUGAAAAUAUGCUAUAGUCACUUGUCAACUGAGAUAAAUACAAUUACAGGAUCAUACAGGUCUUGUUAAAAAAAAAAAAAAAAAAAAAAAGAA
Synchiropus splendidus (mandarinfish) is the source of this 5812-nucleotide messenger RNA. RefSeq names its product RUNX1 partner transcriptional co-repressor 1 (gene runx1t1). Gene Ontology annotation, molecular function: transcription corepressor activity. Gene Ontology annotation, cellular component: nucleus. The record is from RefSeq and is a predicted model, not a curated record. Gene Ontology annotation, biological process: negative regulation of DNA-templated transcription; DNA-templated transcription. NCBI's taxonomy places the organism in Eukaryota, Metazoa, Chordata, Actinopteri, Syngnathiformes, Callionymidae. The transcript is spliced from 11 exons. The coding region runs from base 350 to 2215 and encodes 621 amino acids.